AUGAACGUCGAUGAGCUCUUCAAAAAACCGUCCUCCGGAGGCAAUGCCAAGCGCAAGUUCGAGCCUCUCCAAGAUCCUAAUGAAGUCUACAAGUCCGCGAAGCUAGACUCGAAUGACGAUGCGCGGUCAAAAGGAAAGGCACCUAUAGUUGAGGACGAAAUAGACGAUGGCGAAGCAGGACCCGAGCUUCCUCCGGACUUCGACGAGGAGGAUGUCCCAGACGACGAGGAGGGCCGAUUCUUCGGAGGUGGAAUGGACAGGAAGACAACACAAGCCAUGGAGUACAUUGAUCAGCAAGAGGAAGAUGAGACUGCGCCCGAGAAGUUCGACUCCGCAUGGGUGCGCCGCUUUGCAUUGAACUUUGAACGGAAGAUCUCGAAGAAUGCUGAGCUGCGGGCGAAAUUCGAAAGCGAUCCUCAAAAAUUCAUGAUAUCUGAGGCCGACCUCGACACUGAAAUCAAGGGCUUGUCGAUUUUGUCCGAGCAUUCGGAGCUCUAUGAGGAGUUUGCGAAGAUGGGAUGCGUUGGGUCUUUGAUCUCUCUCUUGUCACAUGAGAAUGCCGACAUUGCAAUUGAUGUCAUUCAAAUUAUCAAUGAAUUAACAGACGAGGACGUGGAAGCCGAACAAGAACAAUGGGAUGCUUUAGUGAACGCUAUGAUGGAAGCCGAUCUCAUUGAAUUAUUGGCACAAAACCUCUCGCGACUGGACGAAGCAUCGGAGACAGAUAGAGCGGGAGUGUACUAUGUGCUAGGUGUACUGGAAAACUUGGCUUCCCAGACUUCGCACGCCGAGACAAUUGGACAGGAUGGUUCAAUUCUGCCAUGGAUUAUCUCCCGCAUCCAGAAGAAAGAAGCCGUCGUUAAUCAGAACAAGCAAUACGCCGCCGAAAUAUUGGCGAUUCUUCUGCAGUCAUCACCAAAGAACCGCUCCAAGUUCAUCGAGCUAGAUGGUAUCGACGUUCUUCUCCAAUUGCUCAGUGCCUACAGGAAGCGCGACCCAGUAAAGGACUCCGACGAAGAAGAAUAUGUCGAGAACCUGUUCGAUGCUCUUGUCUGUCUUGUUGAAGAGGACGCAGGCAAGGAAAAGUUUGUGGAAAAUGAAGGAAUUGAGCUAGCGUUGAUCAUGCUCAGAGAAGGCAAGUUCAGCAAAUCUCGCUCUCUGAGAGUGCUUGAUCACGCUUUAGGUGGAGCCGGAGGAGCCCCAGCAUGUGAGAGACUGGUGGAGGCAGCAGGCCUGAAGACUAUUUUCGGAAUGUUCAUGAAAAAGCAAGAGGGACAGAAUAUUGAGCACUUCUUGGGGAUCUUCGCCUCUCUUCUGCGUCUCUUGCCUGGUGGCUCAGCGCCACGUAUCCGGACUCUAGCAAAGUUCAUGGAGAAAGACUAUGGAAAGAUCGAGAAGCUGGUCAAGCUGAGGCGCGAGUACGCCGCGCGUGUCUCGCCUGUUGAAGAGGCUAUCGCGAAAGAGCGCCGAACCUUUGAUAAGGAAGAACAAGAAAUGAUGGCUGCCGAAUGGCUCUCAAAGCGGUUUGAUGCUGGUUUGUUCUCAUUACAGACUAUCGAUGUUAUCUUGGCGUGGCUUAUUGCUGAGGAUGAUGGAGCCAAACAGAAGAUUCUUGCACUUCUUGCAGAGCGUGAUGAAGACCUAUCUCUGGUCCGUAGCACACUACAGGAACAACUCGAAGGACUAGGGGAGGAGGAGCCAGGUCAGAAAGACUUCAAGGAUAUGCUUAGCACACUUCUUCAGUUUGUUUAA
This is a messenger RNA of Penicillium nucicola, 1752 nucleotides long. RefSeq names its product beta-catenin-like protein 1. The coding region runs from base 1 to 1752 and encodes 583 amino acids. The record is from RefSeq and is a predicted model, not a curated record. The transcript is spliced from 10 exons. NCBI's taxonomy places the organism in Eukaryota, Fungi, Ascomycota, Eurotiomycetes, Eurotiales, Aspergillaceae. Gene Ontology annotation, cellular component: spliceosomal complex.